AAAAUAGCAAUUAAAUAUUAAAUGUCAAAUUUUAUUAAAACAAUUACGUACAAAGAUAAUGUUGAUUUGUGGAAGAAUAAGAAAUAUCUUAUAAAAGAGGCAUUUAAAUCAAUGGAUACAGAUUCAGAUGGUUAUUUAGAUUAUCAAGAAGCUAAAACGGCAAUGAAAGCUUUAGGAUUGACAGUAAAUAAGUCUUUUGUUUUGUCAGUUAUUCGCAUGUAUGAUAAACGUGGUGACGAUAAAAUUAGUUUCGAUGAUUUUUAUUAUGUUGUAUUUGAAAAGUUAAAAAUACAAGAUCCUAUUGAUCAUGUUAAAUAUGCAUUCAAGAUAUUUACUGCAGAAUCUUCGAUUGAAAAAAUCAGAUUGGAAGAUUUACAAAGAAUUAAUAGUAAAAUUGAUUCUAAUCUGACGCUUGAUGAGAUGAAACUUAUGAUCAAAGAAUUUGAUAAAAAUGAGGAUGAUUCUAUCGAUGAAGCUGAAUUCAUAGAAAUGAUGACCGAAUCAGAAAAUUAA
Molecule: messenger RNA, 513 nt
Organism: Vespa mandarinia (Asian giant hornet)
Lineage: Eukaryota; Metazoa; Arthropoda; Insecta; Hymenoptera; Vespidae
Cellular component (GO): myosin II complex
Molecular function (GO): calcium ion binding
Source: RefSeq, a predicted model, not a curated record